AUGAAACCAACAGUGACUUAUUUAAAAGCAACUUUUUGUAUUGAUACAUAUGUUGCAUUCAAUCGAGGAUUUAUUGAAACACCAAAUUAUUCAAAUUCAUAUCAAUAUGCUGUGCAACAAUGUCCAUUAAGUAUUUAUUUACCACAUACUUCCGACGGUAAACAACUUUCGAUAUAUCUUUAUAUUAUUGAUUUAUCAAUAUAUGACACAUCGACAAUAGAUUCAACAUCUACAAUUGAAUGUUAUGAUUCAAUUAUUUAUCGUGAUAGAAAAAUCACAAGGUCAUUAUGUGGAAAUAUUGAUCAACCUAUAUUCGAAUAUCAAACAGAUGAAGAUGAACUUGAAUUAAUAUUGAAAAUAACAGAAUUAUUACCUUCAAAUAUGUCAAGUAAUUGGCAUAGUGCAAGAUUUUUUUAUCUAAUUGGAAAUCAAUCACUACUAACUUCACCAACAAUUCUAACAACACAAGAAACAACAACGAAAAAACCUUUUGGAAAUACUACAAUUAAACAUUCUAAUCAUAAACCUAUGAUUGCCGGUAUUCCAAGUGGUGUUAUAGUUGUAUUAUUAUGCAUAAUUGGUUUUAUAUUUUAUCGUCGUCGUUUACGUUCGAGAGGAAUGGAAGGAUCAAAAAUAGUAUAUAGACGAAAUAUAGAUGCAAUUAAUGGUGAUAUAAGUAAUGGAUCUAAUAAAAAUUGUAGUAGUAUUCCACCUGAUCCAAUGAGAGCUAAAACAUAUCAUGAACAAAUCCAAAUAAAAGAUGGUUCAUUAGGAAAUAGUUAUGAAAAGAUAUUUAAUCGAUUCUUAGAUGAAACUGUUACACAAAUUACUAUUCAAGAUCCAUAUAUACGAGCUUUUCAUCAAAUCAGUAAUUUUUUACGUUUUUGUGAAGUUAUUAUUAAAUCACCAGCAAACAUAAAACGAAUUGAUUUAAUUACGAGUUUUGAAACGAAUGAACCAGCAAAACAAGCACAAAUUGAACAAUUAAAUCAAUUUAAAGAACAUCUUGAAAAAAAAUAUUCAAUUGAACUUACUAUCCAAUAUUUAUCUGGAUUACAUGAUAGAGAAAUCAAGUUAAGUAAUGGAUGGAUAAUUAAAAUUGGUCGAGGACUUGACUUUUACAAACCACCAGAAUCUAAAUUAUCUAUUGGAUAUUAUGAUCUCGAUCUUCGCCCAUGUCAUCAAACAACUAUUGAUAUAUUCCAUGCUGGAAGAGUUCAGCCAUCAUCAUAA
Molecule: messenger RNA, 1233 nt
Organism: Rotaria sp. Silwood2
Lineage: Eukaryota; Metazoa; Rotifera; Eurotatoria; Philodinida; Philodinidae
Source: the annotation of a GenBank genome assembly